This is a messenger RNA of Brienomyrus brachyistius, 794 nucleotides long. RefSeq lists its product as uncharacterized. NCBI's taxonomy places the organism in Eukaryota, Metazoa, Chordata, Actinopteri, Osteoglossiformes, Mormyridae. The record is from RefSeq and is a predicted model, not a curated record. The transcript has 6 exons. Bases 96 to 794 code for a protein of 232 amino acids.
UUGGGCGGUACGCCAUAUUGGCGCGGUAAUUGUGAAAUAGAAGAGUGAUAUCUCUUAGUGAACCGACUAUUUUCGAAACUGCAACAACAUGAGGAAUGUUAAAACUAGAAAACAGGGAACCACAUUUCACAGCCCUACGAUGGAAGACGUUGACCAUUCAGGAGAAGGUAAAACUUCUGGAUGUGCUUCGGGAAGGAAAGCGUUAUGCGGACGGCGUUCGCCAUUAUGGCUUGAAUGAAUCAACAGUACGCUACAUGAAGAAGGAUGAAAAGAAUAUAAAAACAAUACACCGCCUCACAGGCCAGAGCCACAGCCUUCUCCUCUCUGCUGGGUGGAAGAACAACUCUCACGCAGUGGAAGUCCUCCAGACCCCCUGCCUUCAGACAAUAGGUUCCCUGGUUUUGGUCUACAUUCCUCGGUCCUCUACUGUGGAGUCUACCUUCUGCUUCACCUCAUUCUGGAGCCGCCCAUCCAGUCAAUCCCCCCGGUCGGAGGCGGGAGUAAACGCGGCAAAGUCCUUCUGGAGCCGCGUUAUAAGGUCCUCCGCCUCCGGACUCACUGGAGUGCCCAGUCCCUCCCAGAUCCUCCAGAAUAGCCCCUGGAGGGCGAAGAACUGGGAGAUGCAGUCGGCCGUCUUCCCUGGUGCUGCUAGGAGCAGGACCAGCACAUACGUGGUGGCCAGCGCAAAGUCCAGCGGCUGGUAUUCACAGGCUGGCUGGCACGUGGACAUCGUGGCUAGAAGGAUCCACUCCGGAUCCAACACGGCCAAGGCCACCGCCAGCCCCAUCAGUUGA